GAGAGCUUCCCUUUGGGAAGCUGCCUGGCACAGGCAGAGGGGCAGGAUGCUCCAGAGAGGGAAUUGCACGGGGUGAGAUGGAUGAUGGACAGCAGCACCACCAGGGAGAGAGAGACAGAGGGGGAGGAACAGCGCAGAAUCCACAGUCAGGGAGUCCGGGAUGGGAAGGGGGAGAAGGAGGGAGAUUGGCUCGUACUGAGGAACAGAAUGAUUUUCCCCUCUCCUUCUUGAACUCUAAAACUUGAAACACCAAGAGCACUGUGGAUUUAUGCUUUUACAGAUCACUGUGGUCCAGACUUUGAAAUAAAAGGAGCUGUGGAGCUCUAGGGGGGAUGCUCUAUACAGAGUUCAUUAAGGCUUGAAAAGUGUACAGCCUUGGUAAAAUGAAGGUCCUCAACAGCAGCUGUUUUGCUCUGCAGAUCCACUGCUGUGGGUCUGUGCUACCUAGGAAGGCACUUCACUGGGCAUGAGUGGGAUGGCAACAGAUCACAACAAUUCUUCCCAGGAAGAACACAUCCCACACUAUCUUCAAAAGGAAGAUCCCUUUGCAUCAAAGCUCUCUAGAGAAGCUGACAUCAUAGCUGGCUUUUAUUUGACAAUAAUUGGGAUCCUUUCAACUCUGGGAAAUGGGUAUGUUAUUUUUAUGUCCUCAAAGCGAAAAAAGAAGCUGAGACCUGCUGAGAUAAUGACUGUUAAUUUAGCAGUGUGUGAUCUGGGCAUUUCAGUUGUAGGCAAACCCUUCAGCAUCAUCUCCUUCUUUUGCCACCGCUGGAUGUUUGGGUGGAUAGGCUGCCGCUGGUACGGGUGGGCUGGCUUCUUCUUUGGCUGUGGGAGCCUCAUCACCAUGACAGCUGUCAGCCUGGACAGGUACCUGAAAAUCUGCCACCUGUCCUAUGGUACCUGGCUUAAGAGACAUCAUGCAUUUAUCUGCCUGGCAAUAAUCUGGGCCUAUGCUACGUUCUGGGCUACAGUGCCUUUUGCUGGGGUGGGGAACUACGCUCCCGAGCCCUUUGGGACCUCCUGCACUCUGGACUGGUGGCUGGCACAGGCUUCAGUGGCUGGACAGGUUUUUGUUCUGAGCAUCCUUUUCUUCUGCCUCCUGUUCCCAACUGCAGUGAUUGUGUUUUCCUACGUCAAAAUAAUUUUAAAAGUCAAAUCAUCCACCAAAGAAGUUUCUCACUACGAUACCAGGAUUCAGAACAGCCACAUACUGGAAAUGAAGCUGACCAAGGUGGCAAUGUUGAUCUGCGCAGGGUUCCUCAUUGCCUGGAUCCCUUACGCCGUGGUCUCGGUCUGGUCAGCCUUUGGACGGCCCGACUCGGUCCCCAUCCCGUUCUCAGUGGUACCAACACUGCUUGCAAAGUCAGCAGCCAUGUACAACCCCAUCAUUUACCAGGUCAUUGAUUGCAAGUUUGCCUGCUGCCGGCCGGGAGGGCUGAAGGCCAAGAGCUCUCUGAAGAAAUCAAGGACAUACACAAUAUCUGCACAGAGGGACUCCACAGCCAUGAAUGAAACCCAGCUGGAAGCAUGAGGGCUCAUCUCACCUACAGCAAAUGAAAACCUGGUGACAAACAACCCUACGGGCUCAAGUUCCUCUUUCUGUAAAUGAAUUAAAACAUAGUGAUAGGUUUCUUUUACUCCCUAUUCCUACAAUGUACAGUUCUUUCCAUCCUGACCAAAAUAGUGUGUUAGAGUUGGGCAAAUAUUCUAAGUACUGAAAGGAAGAAGAAACAGAAAAAAUUUGUGUUUAUUAAAAUUUUUUCUUCACUUGAGAUGCUUUAAAAUGCCCUUUUUUUUUUUUUUUUCUUAGCACUAAAGAAAUGAUAGUUUGGGCAAUCUUUUCCCUCAGGGGAAGGAAAGUAUUCAUAAAGACUAGUUUUGGUUUACCAAAGCUAAUCUCCCUAAAUUCCUGCUGCAGUCACUGGAGACCUGGAGCGUGAGAGAAACGAUUCCUUAGAGGAAAAAUCUGAGUCAGAGCUUAAUUUCUCAGGGCUCUGAAUUACACAUUGGGGAAACAUUAGCUGACUGGAUUUCCCUGGUGAGCAUCUUCCCAAAUCAUGAGUCUACAAGCUGUGUCAACCCGCUUUGACUUCAGUCCUUCAAUAUUCAGAAACAUUUUGAUUUUAGUCAUGGCAAAGUCAGAGGUGCCACAUUCAUACACAGGAUCACUUUACGAGAUACAGAAUAACAAAUCCUUACUCAAUUGUGAACGAGAGGGGAAAGGUCUCUUGCUCAAAUUGUAGAUUCAUUAAGGAGAUAUGAAUAACUUUGUAAUAAAAAAGUGGAACUGAAAUGAAGUCAGCCCAAGAGAAACUGAGCAAACCAAUAUUUUACACAUUUUUAUCAUUCUCUGGCCAAAAUUACAAUGAAAUAUGAUGACAAUAAGCAGAAAGAUUUUUCACUGUGUAUUUUACUUAUCCCAAUUCUUUAUCAGAUCAAUUAAUGAGAUAUAAAAUGGCAAAAUGUUCCUCAUUCCAAACCAUGAAACCAGAUUCAAAACUGGUGUGUUUGUGAGAAGGGUCACAACACUGGUGACAGAGGAGUCUUUCCAAAGUGCAGCUGCAGAUUAAUUUUUAAACACGAAGUCCUGGAAGGAUUACGAUUAGUCACUACUUAAAAGAACAAAGUUCUGUAAGUUCCUAACACAUUCAACAGAAAAACAAUGUGUCUUGGAACAGCUUGCAGAGUAAGGCAGCUGAAACAGUUGUGUUGGAUAGGAAGCAUAAUUAUUCCUAUUAUCUCCUUUUCUCUCCUUUGGAUUUAUCUUAAGGUGAAGGUAUCACUAUAGAUCAAAAAUUAGCAUUUCAGAAAAAGCAGAUUUUUAAUGCUUAAAGUAAUGAUUUUGAUGUUUUUGUGUAAUUUUUGAAGAAUCAUAUGAUUCUAUUAUAAAAAAGUUAAUUGCAAAUCAAAGAGUCUCCCACACAGAUUUAUGCUGACUGUGAAAAAAAGACAAAGUUACAAGGGCAAAGAUUUCUUCUGAGUUUUUCCUUUAAGGAAAGAAAGCAUUAGUGAAAGAGUUUAAAUUACUUUCCUGUUUAAUAUUUUCUGAUUGACAUUAAUUUAUUCUACUGUUAUUUCAGAAUUGUGUUCAACAUGCAUUUCCUGCCACACUGAACUGAACUCCUUUUGUAGCUGAUCCAUGGUGAUGUUAAUAUUGCUUUAUACAAUAAUGCCAUAAAGGUUUAAUCUGAUGUUUGUUGGCAUGUCCCAGCACUCCCAUUCUGCAGUUGCUGUUUUACCAAAUCAUAUUCAGACCAUAUAGCAGAAGUAGAGUUCUGUUGAAUUUUCCUAAAGUAUUGAUUCCUUUUCUGCAAUGCUUCAGCAAAAGAAGUUAGAAUAAAAACAAAGAGAACUUGCAGAGGUACAAAGAGUUGCCAUGUUACCUAUCCAUGGUUUUGUGUUAAUUUUUCCCCAGAAGUUGACUUCUUUCAUUUCUGCAGACCUUUCAGCAUAAGACCAACUCAUUCCUUAACUAUAGUUGCAAAUUGAGUCCACAAAUUGAUCCAGAGCAGAAGGCAUCUUUUACAAUAUCUGCAGACUUGGUUAUGAAGAUAUUAACAACCUUGCCUGCAUUAUCCUGCAGCUUUUAUUAUUUUUUCCAUCCAGGCAAACGUUUUUUUGUAUCUAUAGGUGUUUAUCAUAACUGAGGCGUGAUGCAAAUCAGACAUACAGUGGCCCUAUAAGUGAGAUUAGCUGGAGCACUGUUGGUAAAAUUGUAGGAAUUGCUCAAUACUCUGGCCAGAUUUAGGGGUAGAUCAACUCACAGUUUGUGCAUGAACCUUUCUUCUAAUUCAAAUUGGGGAGGCUUUUCUCUUUAUUUAUUAAAAUUAUGCACUUCCCUCAGAAUUGCUGCUGGAUCAUUCCAGAAGUGGAUACACACUUGUGGUAGGGCUAAAUCUUAUAUUUUUAAAGAGUGUAAGAUAUUUUUGGAUUCCACUAUAGCGAAUGGACUAGAUAUAUGUGCUACCUAAAGAAUUCAGAAGUUUAAUAAACUCUAAAUAUGAACUUCCAGAAUAAUGACAAACAUUUCAUAUGACUUAAAGCUAUUUAUUUUCAUAUUAUUUAAAUUUAUUUAUUUCUUUAUUCAAUGUCAUAACUAUUUUUUUCUGAAAACUCAGUUUUUCCAUGACUGAACAGUAUCUUGCUCCAGGAGAAACUUCAGGAGUCCAGCUUGUGCAGGAGUUAGAGAAAGUUUAUGCUGAGCAUGUGUUCAAGUGGAAGAUGUUCCCCUGAAUCAAGCAGGACAUGCACAUUUCAGCAUGCAGUGCUUAAUUUAAAUGCAGAAUCUGAACCUAAGAGCAAAUGGAUCUCAUUGGAUUCAAUGACAAAAGAGAACUGGAGCACUGUCUUUGUUCUCCUGUAUAUAAAGCAGCUCACAAAAUUUCUGCUCUGUUUGGGAUCACAGUGGUAGAGGAAUGAGGGCUUUUAUUAUGGAUUCAAAUUUUCAAGGUCAGCUUUGAAUUGAUUUGAAGGUUGCAGCCAGAUAGUUCUAAAGAUAAUACUUUGCCACAGGUGCUCAGGACAGAAUUUCUUCCUCUUCCUGUGUUGAGGCUGAUAAUUGAUUAUUAUAUAAAACUGAGAUAUGUAAGCUCAGUCUGAGGUCAUCAAAGACAAUCAAUCUCUCACUUUCCUGUUCUAGAAAACUUCUAAAUGUUUUACAAAUUUCAAACUUUUGCCAUUUUAUGAUCUGGGCUUUGUCAAAGCACCAACAGUAUCAAACCUGCUUGGUGUGAUGAAUGAGUAAGGAAUAAGACUCUGAAGGAAGAUUUCUUUAUUGCAUUUUCAAUAUUUCAUCCUCCUUGUUAUAUUAAGAAUUUUCCUCUUUUUAUGUAUAAACAUAAAGCUAAAUGUUUUUUCAAUGAAAAUCGUGCCAUCAAGGAUAAUAGCUAUAAAUGAGGAUCUUUUAUUAUGUAACCUUUGUGUGCAUUCAGGCCAACAUGCCAAGAGGCAAAAUUCUAUUUGAAUUCACUGUCUAUGACUUGGAAGGAAGUAAUUGACACAGGCUAAGACUCCACUUAGAUAAUGAGGUGACCUGGACAGCAAGACUGAGAGUAAGAGAGUAAUGAGAGCAAUACUGUAUUUUGAAGUGACAGUGGAAUUAUGCAAAGCAUGUGGAUAUGGAAAUUUUUUAUUUGUCAUUUUCAGUCAUAGAUGAUGAAUGACUAUAAACCUUCUUCUGAAGACUUGGAAAUCUGUUGACAAUGAAGAAAUAUCAAGAUUUAAAAUGCCUGAAGAGACUCUUGAAGUAGGAGAUUCAGACAAAGUUUUAUGAUGGAAGUUGAAAAAAAUUAAGUACUAAAAAUGUAAGUUAUGGUUGUGGGAUUUUGGAAGAGAGUAGGGAGCAUUUGUCCAUGCAGAUGAGUGCAGCUGUAGCAAAUUUUAUUUCUAUACCUGUAAUAAAAAUGAAAAGACUCUAACCCAACAAGUGAUUUGUUAAAAAUAUUUAUUACCCACAGCACAAGACUGCUGAUAGCAGAAGAUUUUUGGCUUUGUGGCAUCGAAAGUGAAAGAGAAAAUUGAUGUGUCCUCAUGCAAAGAGAGUGUGAUUAAUGAAUGACAGGCACAAUGAUACUGAAUUGGAUUCCUUGGUGGAACUUUUCUCUUGGCUGACAAUGUUUUUUAGAGCUUGUCCCAUCUCCACUGUGCUGGGUGUUAGUCAUGAGAAUCAUCCUGAAUAGCUGCUAAAUGACCAGACUCUUAUUUCCCCUGUAGUUCUACAUUAUUCAUGUUGUGUUUGUGUUUCUACCUCUUCUUCCCACCAGGGAACUUUCAGACACAUCAAUCUGUAUCCCUCAGGAAAGCAGCUUUGGCAUCUUUUCAGUCACAUUUCCCAGCUCAGGAUGUCCCCACAUGAGUCUCCCCCUGGGUAAGAAACUCUUGACAAAUGAUGUUCCCCAUAACACCAAUUUCUCUUCUUCCCUCCUCUCAAGGAAGGUUUGGUUGGUUCCCUCCACAUUUGUAUUUCCCAAGUUUCACAGGCCUUUGCAGGUCUCUGGGCCCAAGGAAGAACAUUUAGAACAUUCAUUUAUCUGAAACUAGAUUCUCUGGAGAGCUGCUGAUGAGCACCACCAUUAUCAUCACCGUGUUUGCACAUGUUCUGGAGCUCUUGUGCAUCCCAUAGUCACAUUUUUCUUAUCUACAUGCCUUACUUUUCAGUUUGGCUCCUAUUCUCCUUCACUUGGAGCAUGGCACACAUGGUGAGGGCUGUUCUUGUAACUGGAAUGAUCUUCACUUCCCCAGUUACGCCUGUUUCAAUUUGCAGCUGGGGGAGAGGGUCUUGGACAUACAAACCAGAGCAAAACCUUUUGAAAUGCAAGGUGGAGCUACAGAUUUUCAUGCUCUCCUUACUUCUGAACUUACAUGGAUGCUCCAUUAGUUUUGAAUAAAGAGCCUUUUCAGUCACUGACUGCAGUUUUGUGUCUCAGCUGGGUAAAAAAGAAAACCCACCAGGUUUGUUAGAGAUCUAUUCUGAGAGACACAGUAUCAAAUCAGGUGACUGCAACAAAUGAAUGAAAGUCCUUGAUAAAGCUUUCCCUGAGUCAGUAAGGUGGUCAUUGGUCUGUAUUUUGAAGACAACACCCAAAGGGAAUUUUGGGAGUAGAUCUCCUAAUCUUUGUGGAAUAUAACUAAUAAAUUUAUGAAAUGACAAGUGAACAUCGCACUGACCAAAACCUGAACUCUCUCAGGUAUGGAUGGUGGAUACAUGUGUGGUACACAAUACAUUUUAAAUGAUAAAGAACGUUUACAUAGCAUCAAGCAUAAUCUUACAUUAGUGAAAAUAUGAAACAUUUAGAAAAGAGGUACAAAAAUAGAGAUUGGAAGACGUUUUUUAUUUCUAAAAGGGGCUAUGCAGAGGCUCAGCAUCUUAAAAUCAGAGGCUGGUUUGAAAGUCUUGCUCUUUCUGCACAAAUCUUGCAAAACAUGUCAAGGAAGGGAUCUUACCUUAGGGCUUUGAUUUCAUGGAGGCAGUCUGCAACACCAAAAAGUGCUUCGCUGGAGCACCUGAAGAUCCUCAUUCCUGAAUUAAAAGCCAUUGUCUGGGAUUUAUCAGUGGGUGGAGAACCUGCCUGUCUAUCUGCAGUUCAGGUCCCCAAAGCUAAGGGAAGCUUUAGAGAAAGUGUAACAGGGAGAGAACAAUGAUAAUGGAUAAGCAACAGACACUGAGGUGAGGGAGUGACAGGGUUAAGCAAAGUAGUUUAAAAGAGGAAAAAGUCAGAGAAAAUGAUAUCAGUCUCUAAAUAACUUCGAGGAAAUAAUAAUGUAAAUGAAAGAAGGGAGUUAUUUGCAGUCUCAGAAGGUGACAGAAUGAGAAAUCAAAGCUGGAAGCUAAGGCAGGAAAAGCUGGAAUGGGACUUUCUGAACUACAGGAGCAUCCGACUUUGGAAGAGGUCUGAAGGGGAGAAGUUGGAGCAUGAUUAACUAGAUACUCAAGAAUAGAUUAAGUAAUCUACUAACAAAAAUUGUUAACAAUUGGCAAUAUUUCUGAACAGUCAUUUUUAGUCCUGAUAUCUGAAUUUCUGAGCAUUUUCCUAAUUUAAACACUAGUAGGAGUUCACCUUAGGAGCUGUCUGUGCUGCUGAAGCAAUGAGUGCUGACCUUGCUGUACAGACAGCUGGAUGGUUUACACUGGAACUGGCUUCAAAAGAUCCCUCACAACGUGAAACUUCACUUCUGAUGAAGUGAUUUCAAAAUCCAAAGUUGGUGCAAUGCAGUGUCAUGUGCAGAUGCAGAGUUAAACUUUAUUAUGAAAGAAGAAGCUUUGCUUUCACAGUUAUUAGAUGAGAUUCUCAGAGAGGUAUCAUUCUGCAACACUUGCAGUUCAAGCUGAAAUAAAGUGCUGUAAUUAUUGCCAUGGACAAUUUGUUGGAAUAAAAUAUUUUCAGCUGUGCUAUUUAGCUUUUGAGCACAUGAUAAUAAAUCUGGAAUCCCAGAGUCAUUAAAUUAAAAUACACCAAACAACCACAGGGAAAUUACAUGAGAAAAUUACCUUCAGCAAAACAUAUAUUAGUGGUUUGUGAUCUACAUUUUCAUUCUUAGGAAUUAUAUUUCUAAUAGAGUUGAAUUUACAAAGAUACCAAGAGACUUUUAGUGAUACUGACCCAAAAAUAACUACAAUAAGAUUGUUAUCUCAAAGCUUAGGUGUACUAAUUGUAUAGAAAUAUAUUUCUGCUAUUGAAGGUGUGUGCUAUUAAGAAAUAAUUUGAAGUGUAAUUUUUUGUGUAAAUGUGCUGUAUUUAUUGUUUCAGUUUGUGGGCAGUAGGAUUGUAUUCACAUUUAGUGUCCUGAUACUGGUCUAUGCUUAAUACUGUAGAGCAAGAAAUCACAGAUAUGUAUUAGAUAGAUUUCUGUUCUGUUUAGAGGAUCAGACUCCUUCCUGCUGAAAAUAUAUGCACACCUGCUUGGAAGUCCAUGGUUUACAUCUCUUUCCAGUUUCUAAUGUAAAAAAAGGAUCUUGUGUUUCCUUUGCCUUGCUCAUCUCCCACCACAGCAGCCUCAGCAGCCUUUUUGGAGUUGCACCUGGUUAACAAAACCCACAACAUGGAGUCUGGUACAUAGGGAAAAGGCAAAGUGGGGAAAAUGUGUGCUCUUUUCUCAGUUGAAGAUGAGAUAAACCAGGUGCAACCCCACCAAAAUCAGGGUAUUUCUCUGAAACCGUGGUAGAAAUUAAAGGAGAAAAUAUCUUUUCAGUUUUAUGGGGCCCAAGCAAUGCUAGAUGUACUGACCACUCUCUGGGAGCUGGUUCUCCAACUCUGCUGUAAACAACUAGACCUUGAGCUAAGAUGGUCCUUUUUGCUAAGGACACCAGUAGGUCUGCACUGAAAAUUUAACUUGGCUGGUAGCACAAAGGUGAGGAAGGCUGAAGGCCACUUUGCACCUGGCUUUGAGUGAUUUUGGCUUCCUUCAUGUUCUGCUUCAUUAUAGUUAUUAAGAGAGGCACUUGACCUUCCCAGUGACCCACUGGAGAACACAGCUGAAGUGUCAGUCACAGCAUGCUGGUGUUGUAAGCAACAUUCAAAGCCGUAUGAAACUAAUAUAAAACUUCCUAGAAUAUUUAUCACUGAAUUUUUUCAGCAUGUUGGAGCUCAAAGUGUAAUGGAGGAUGUGAGUAUGGUGAUUAAUGAACCUCAGAGGUCAGAGCAGUGGGAGAGUUCAUUAGCUACUAUGAUUUUGUAACUCAUGGUAUAAAAUUAAAUUGUUUAUGUCCAUCAAUGUUUCCAACACAUUGUGUGUCAGUGCAAUGUCCUGGAACUGCAAUCACCAAUGUAAGAGAAAAUUUAUGGAGCGAGCCUGUAAAUAACUGUGUAAGUUCUCAAGUGGUGUUGCUGAGUUAAUAUGUUAUUAAUAUAUAACACUGUGUUAUGAAGCAGUAAAUAACCUCACUUACUGGCUGCACUUAACAUCAGGGGACACUUUACUGUCACUGUGUUGGUAUAACAGUGGUGAUUUUAAAUUUUCUCUGCCUUUUUUAUUCCCCUAAACACACAACCAGAUGGAUGACAUCAUGGGCAGACUUUAUUUUCUGCACUUUGUUAUCUGAAUGUGCUUUCAAAUAAAGCAAGA
Messenger RNA from Motacilla alba alba, 9561 nucleotides. RefSeq names its product opsin-5-like. Gene Ontology annotation, molecular function: G protein-coupled receptor activity. The record is from RefSeq and is a predicted model, not a curated record. Lineage: Eukaryota; Metazoa; Chordata; Aves; Passeriformes; Motacillidae. Gene Ontology annotation, biological process: visual perception; G protein-coupled receptor signaling pathway. The transcript has 8 exons. Bases 467 to 1531 code for a protein of 354 amino acids. Gene Ontology annotation, cellular component: membrane.